This is a messenger RNA of Xenopus laevis (African clawed frog), 2035 nucleotides long. RefSeq names its product provisional ortholog of RERG like S homeolog. The coding region runs from base 601 to 1266 and encodes 221 amino acids. NCBI's taxonomy places the organism in Eukaryota, Metazoa, Chordata, Amphibia, Anura, Pipidae. Gene Ontology annotation, molecular function: G protein activity; GTP binding; GTPase activity. The record is from RefSeq and is a predicted model, not a curated record. The transcript is spliced from 4 exons.
UGGAGACAGUAGGGGGAGAUAAAGUCAGUAGGACAAGAUGGAGAUAGUAGGACAAGAUGGAGUCAGUAGGGCAAGAUGGAGACAGUAGAGCAAGACGGUGGCAAUAAAAAAAAGUAAUGCUUUACUGUAGCUUGCUAUUGGAGUACAACUCCCAGCACCCCCCAGCAGUCCAAUAUUUUUUUUGUCUUUCAGCCUGUAAUUUUGAUACUCAUAGUGUUUAUCAGUUUAUGUAGAAUAUUUAAUUGGCUCUAUAAUCUAUGGGUGCUGUUAUUAAUAAUAAUUACAGGGGUCUCCCUCUGAUGGCUGGGUAUGAGAGGGGCCCCUGCCAGUGUGUAUGUGAGCGGCUGUAGAAGGGGACAGGGGGGCUCCCUGCUGGGACAUGCUGCUCAUGAAUCAGACACUCUCUGCAGGGACAGAGAUACAGAAUUCUAUAAAGACCAGAUCCCUCCUGUGAUUGGCUGCUGAGCCAGUCCCCCACACCCCUGCCUGCCCCCAGCUCCUAUAUAAGCACAGGCGUCUCACAUCAGAGCUGGAUUCAUCACUUGCUCUGCCGCUCGCUCACAACCUUCUCCCCGUCGCUCACUUGCCACAGGAUUACAAAUGGUUGUCCAAAUCCGCACUAGCCACCAGCCUGGCAGCACAAUGUCUGAGACUGGCCACCAGCAGCCUAAAGUGGAAGCCAAUGUCCUGGUGCUGGGGGCAGAGAACGUUGGGAAAUCAGCUCUGACCGUCCGCUUCCUCACCCGCAGGUUCAUUGGCGAGUACGUUGGCACCGAGUCCAUUUACACUCACAAUGUGACCGUCGAUGGGAGAAAGACGUCUUUCGGCAUCUGGGAUUCUGUCUGUCCGCAGAACCCCAACGCUCAGAACUGCAUCACUGAAGAUCAGCUCCGCUGGGCCGACGGCUUCAUCCUGGUCUACAGCAUCUGCGACCGCAACAGCUUCAGUGUGGUCAGGCAACAACUGCAGAGGAUCCGACAGAUAAAGAAACGGCACGGCCCAGUGCCAGUCAUCAUUGUGGGGAACAAAAGAGACCUCCAGCACCACCGAGAGAUCACCAGCGCAGAGGGACGCAUGCUUGCCCUAUCUUCAGACUGUGGCUUCUUCGAGAUCUCAGCAGCAGAGACCUAUCAUGGCUCCCUGGUGGUCUUCCACCAACUGCUGGAGGCGGUGAGAGAGAACAGGAGCUCACUUAAGAAAAACACCGGCAUUAAGGGCAUUGUACGGAGCAUGUCGGCCGUCUUCACCAGGAGAAGGACAGAGUGAUGGGAUAUUGGUCUCACCCUCUGCUUUCUCACCUGUUGGAAUAUCAAGCCAUCAGCACCUGGUGUGACCCAAUGUAGUCCAGCCAGAGAAGAAGUUCAUGGUGAAUUGAGGAACUUUGUCCUAGGAGGACCAGUUGUGGUACAUGGUGGGACAUUCUACUCUAUAUAGGAGACCCUCUGAGGUCCUUCAUAUCAAAAUGGACAACAUUAUUCUGUCUGCCUACCGAAGGGUCCAUAAUAUCCAGACUAUUAUCUUUUAACUGCACUGAACUGACCCAUCAGGUACCGGAGACCUCGAGAAGAACCAUUAGUCUGUGUAUAAAGUCCCACCAAGAGCAGAGGGGGCUCAGAGGAGAAAUGAUGUGGAACUCCAAUAAAGGGCUAAUAAUUAAUUGGAGCAUCUUUUCAAGUGUAAUAAUAGUCUGGAUAAGAGAACUCUACUUGAUAGUGAUGAGGGGCAGAUAUAUGGCCGAGUUACACUGGGAGUAUCAUUUGCACUAAAUGAGAGGAGAAGGCUGUGCCAAUCAGUCUCAAAGGGGAACUUGUCUAAUACUAAUUAUUAAAGAGGGAGCAGAUCUUUUUCACCUUCUCUCAGAAUGGACAAUUUUUAUAUAUAUAAAUAUGUACAGUUGUACAGAAAAAUGCUGUUAUUAACUUAUUUCAGGGCUCUGUGAGUUACUGUUUACAGACAGGGGCUGGUGUAUGUUUUAUUUGCACCUAUUUGUGAAAGUUUCAUGAAAAUAAAGUCUCAAGAGAAAUAUGGAAAUCUU